AUGAAUAAUAUCGAUUCAUUUUUAAAAGAAAUAAUUCUCGGUGAUGAAGCUCGUGCUCGUGUUCCUUCUGAAUUUAUUAUUCAAUAUACCAAUAAUGCAAAUCCUCCAACAUUCUUUUUAACAAUUGAUUAUUUAUUAAAAACAAAUCAAGCUAAUCAUCUUUUUACAUUACCAUUUAUUCAACGUUUAGAAAAAUGGUAUCAAUGGUAUAAUCGUACACAAUCUGGUCCAAUACCAUUUACAUUUCGUUGGCGUGGUCGAAAUGCUUCAUCAAUAUAUGAACUUAAUCCAAAAACUUUAACAAGUGGUUUAGAUGAUUAUCCACGUGCAUCACAUCCAACUGAUUCUGAACGUCAUUUAGAUUUACGUUGUUGGAUAACAUUAGCUUCAAAUGUUAUUGGUAAACUUUAUUCAAUAUUAAAUAAUGAAAAAACAAAUAAAUAUUUAAAUUAUGCACAAUUACUUUCAAAUAAUGAUUUACUUGAUCAAUUACAUUGGUCUGAACAAUAUGAAAUGUAUGCUGAUUAUGGUUUACAUACAGAUUAUGUUCAAUUAGAACGUGUAUUAAUACAAAAACAAUCACCAACACAACAAUAUCAACAAUAUCAACAAACACAUGUGAUUAGACAGGUUAUUCAGCAAUCAGAUGUUAAUUAUAAAUAUGUAAAACAUUUUGGUUAUGUUUCUCUUUUUCCAUUAAUGACACGUAUUUUAAAUCCACAAUCAAAUAAACUUGAAAAAAUUUUAAAUGAUUUACAAAAUUCAACUUUAUUAUGGACACCAUAUGGUCUUCGAUCAUUAGCACGAUCAAGUUCUUUAUAUGGAAUGAAAAAUACUGAACAUGAUCCACCUUAUUGGAGAGGUGCUAUAUGGAUAAAUAUGAAUUAUAUGGUUCUAUCAGCAUUACAACAUUAUGCAAAAAUUUCUGGUCCAUAUUCUGAUAAAGCUCAACAUAUUUAUAAACAAUUACGUACAAAUCUUUUAAAGAAUAUGUUACAUAUUUAUAAUAAAACAGGUCAUAUUUGGGAACAAUAUGAUGAUAAAACUGGAAAUGGAAAAGGUAGUCAUCCAUUUACAGGAUGGUCAUCAUUAAUUGUUUUGAUUAUGUCGGAAUUAUAUGAUGAAUAA
Molecule: messenger RNA, 1128 nt
Organism: Rotaria sordida
Lineage: Eukaryota; Metazoa; Rotifera; Eurotatoria; Philodinida; Philodinidae
Source: the annotation of a GenBank genome assembly